GAAUAAUUCUCAUAUGAAACUAUUUUUGCUUUUAGGAUAUAUAUUGCACUUUGGAUUCACUUACUUAAUUGAAAGUGAGUUAGGUAUUAAUUGGGAACCAAAACAAGAUGCAGUUAUCAAAAAGAUGAAGGAGAUUUUCAUAUAUUAUUAACAAUUUCAAAAUUAUGAAGUAGCAAAAUAAAAGCAAAGACUAGCCCAAGCGUACUUUUAAAGCCUUUCAGAAAAUUAGAAGGAAAUUUUAGAUCCAUAUUAAAUACAAACUUUAAUAAAUAUUUUUGAGACUUAAUUUUUAGAAAUUCAUAACAAAUAUAUAGAUAAUCAAAUACCUAAUGAUAAAUAUUAACCAGCUUAAUGGUAUUUUGAUUAUUAAUACUAUUUAAAAUUUAUUUAUUGGCCACUUGCGUUUGUUGUGGGCUUAUUUCUGAUAAAUUUGAUUUACUACUGUAUAGCAGAUAACUGUUUUAAAAUAAAAACAGAAUGA
Molecule: messenger RNA, 481 nt
Organism: Paramecium sonneborni
Lineage: Eukaryota; Ciliophora; Oligohymenophorea; Peniculida; Parameciidae
Source: the annotation of a GenBank genome assembly